CAGAAAUCAGAUGGACGGGGCCAGCGUGCGUGGGUAUUUAAAGCUUUGUCCCUUUGUUAGAGAGCCUGUUUUCCAGCUGAUCGGACUCAGGAGCAGGAGAAGGACCAACUGUGACAGCCACCAUCUUUCGUUCUUUCUUUUUUUGUUUUUGCUCUUGUGUGCAAUCAAAGAGCAGCACUUUCUUCCCCCCCGCCCCCUCUUGUUCUUUUGGAAAUAAGGCAUUUCUUUUAUAAAUGUCUUUUUCUUGCCACCAGUCUCUCGAUGGCAGUUUUCCUCCGUCCCCAGCGGAGCGCCGGAGGGCCCAGAGGCUGUCCUGGAGCAACCUGCUGCAGAAGCUGACUGAGCUGAAGAGGCUCAAUCAGAGGCCCUCAGCAGACCAGUACUGCAGGAGUGAAACCGGAUCUGUGGCAGACCUGUCCAUGUCGGAGUCCGACUGCAGCUUCUUCUGUUACCCCCUCGAGGAGACCUUGGCUGCAGAGGUGGUGGGCACAAUCACACAAAGCCUUAACAAUGCGUCACCCAUCCUGUGCUGCUCCAAACUUAUUCUACCUGACCAUCUAAUGUACAACAUCAGCCGAGAGCUGCUCCAUCUGGCCGUCAAUGAGCCCUGCGGACUGAGGGGGGCAAUGAUCGACCUGUGUGUGGAAAGGGGGGAUCAGGGCUCGUUGUGCACUGUGGAUCAAAUAGCAGUGGAUGCCAGCCUGGUCCCGACCUUCCAUGUGACCCUGGUGCUGAGGCUCGAGUCCGGAGGACUGUGGCCCAGGGUGCAGAAACUCUUCAAAGGUGGAAAGCCUCCGUCGGCAAUGUCUCCGAGGCACCACAAAACCCUGAGGCUGAGCAGGAGUUUCAGGGCCAUCAAGAGGAAACUGUACAGCUCUGGAGAGCUGCUGAUUGAAGAAUGCUGCUAACUCAAGAGCACUAAAGUGCUGACAUCACUGACAUCAAGGUCCUUAAACAAUUGUAAUAUGUAGUAAAUCGAAGGACCAAACUAUCUCAUGGCAGCUACUCACCUGAUUGCAGGUGUCUGAACACAAGUCCUUUUUCUUUUAUAUGAUUGUGUGGAUUUCCACUUUUUUAGGGAAUGUGUCAACGAAUCUUACAUAUUACCAGCCUGAAACUGUUUUUUACCUUAAAAGAUUGUGAGAGAAUAAACUAUUUUCUAUUA
Molecule: messenger RNA, 1165 nt
Organism: Poeciliopsis prolifica (blackstripe livebearer)
Lineage: Eukaryota; Metazoa; Chordata; Actinopteri; Cyprinodontiformes; Poeciliidae
Product: DNA damage-inducible transcript 4 protein-like
Exons: 2
Coding region: 234-908 (224 amino acids)
Biological process (GO): apoptotic process; response to hypoxia; negative regulation of TOR signaling
Cellular component (GO): cytoplasm
Molecular function (GO): 14-3-3 protein binding
Source: RefSeq, a predicted model, not a curated record